GAGAUGGUUUGAACAGCCGCUAAUGAGGAAGUCGUACAGCGUACAUAGACUUAAAAUCUCACUAAAAUUCAAAGGCAACAUGUCAACAGACAGGACAAAGUUACUGUUUGAAGGCUUCCUGCAGAAAAGAAAAGACACAAUGAAAAUAAGGUGGGUGACGUAUUGGUUCAGGCUUCAAAACACAACAUUGUUCUUUUACACCAAGAAGAAUGGCAGUGCUCUGCAUUUGAGAGGAUAUUACUACAUUUACACAGUGCAGUCGGUACGAGAGGUGCAGCAAGUCAGCAGCAAGCGCUUUUUGUUUGAGAUCAUCAUGACCAACGGGAAGAGAAAAGUGCUGGCAGCAGAGUCAGCUGCUGACAGGAACGAGUGGAUAGAACACCUGUGGCGAGCCAUGCGUCUGUCCAGCUGUGGAGCCUCAGAACCUGAAAACUCAAAGUCGGAGGGAAAACUACACAGCACAACAAACUGGUACUCACAGGGUGACAAUGCAACUGUUUCGCCACCUCCUCAACUCCUCUCCUCUUUCACUUCUCCUGACCACAGCCACCGUGAAGAGGAAACCUCAUCUCCUAACCUGUACGAGGAGGUGAAGGAGGAGCCCACCUACCAAAACACAGCAGACAUUUUUGAAUGUCUGCGUCACCAUGAUAAAGGUUAAAGACUUUCAAUAUAUGAACCUUUUAUAAAUGUGUU
Messenger RNA from Thalassophryne amazonica, 696 nucleotides. RefSeq lists its product as uncharacterized. The coding region runs from base 23 to 661 and encodes 212 amino acids. The record is from RefSeq and is a predicted model, not a curated record. Gene Ontology annotation, molecular function: GTPase activator activity. The transcript is spliced from 6 exons. NCBI's taxonomy places the organism in Eukaryota, Metazoa, Chordata, Actinopteri, Batrachoidiformes, Batrachoididae.